This is a messenger RNA of Psilocybe cubensis, 465 nucleotides long. RefSeq lists its product as uncharacterized. Gene Ontology annotation, cellular component: cytoplasm. NCBI's taxonomy places the organism in Eukaryota, Fungi, Basidiomycota, Agaricomycetes, Agaricales, Agrocybaceae. The record is from RefSeq and is a predicted model, not a curated record. The coding region runs from base 1 to 465 and encodes 154 amino acids. The transcript has 4 exons. Gene Ontology annotation, molecular function: oxidoreductase activity, acting on a sulfur group of donors, disulfide as acceptor.
AUGUCACUCUCACCGGUUGCCCCGAAUCCUCUACGGUUCCCUAAUGUCUACGAUACUACACAAAGCCUCGACUCGGGCUUCAGCUUCUCUACGAAGCUGCCUUUCUGCAAGUACCCGCAGGUUCCAUCUGUCAUCUCCUCGAUAUGUCCUGUAUUCCAAAGUGGACCAACGUUUGAAAAAGCAAUAGAGGCUACGGAUCGAAUUGCGCUCGUCGACUUUUACGCCGAUUGGUGUGGACCGUGUCAUCAAUUAGCUCCUGUUCUCGAGAAGUUAACCAAGGAACCUUCUACAUCUGGUUCCGGUUUACCGUUGGACUUGGUUAAAGUCGACACUGAGAGCGAGGAUGGGAUUGCCAAGGUCCGCGCAUUGCCCACCGUUAUUGCGUUCAGAAAUGGCUCGCCCAUUACACAAUUUGUUGGAGCAAUAAAUGAAGCUGGAGUAAAAGAUUUUCUCAGCAAGUUGUGA